AUGGCCGUCGUGCAUCCGUUGCCCGAGAGUCUCCCGCCAUCAGCAGCUGUGUCGAGAAAGCCCGUCGAGCUUCCCACUUUGCCGUAUCGAUGGUUUCCCUCAUUUCGGCUCCUCACCGCCUCACUUUUGUGUUUGUGCUUUGCAAGCGUUCACAUGAUGAAUAGCAAUCUGGGAAUUGCCGUCGUUUGUAUGGUGAACUCGUCCGAAUUCCGCGACGAAAACGCGACUGAUUAUGGAGGAGAACCGAAGUUGAAUUGGAGCCCAGAGGAGAUUGGCUAUAUCUUCUCAGCUUUCAAUCUCGGCCUUUUGUUUAUGUUGUUGACAGGAUGGGUGGCCGAUCGCUUCAACGCCAAAUAUAUGAUCAUGGCAGCCGUUUCUGUAGCGUGUUUUGCGAAUAUUCUCAUUCCCUGGAUGUCACCGCAGAGCGUCUACUAUGCGAUUGUUGGUCGUUUCCUUGUUGGGCUCGCCGAUGCGCUGUUGCAACCGGCGGUCAACUCGCUUAUCACUCGGUGGUUCCCGGCGUCGGAACGGAGUUUCGCGCUCGGUUUAGCGACAAGUGGACGCCAAGUUGGCGCUCUCCUCAUUGUGCCAGCUGCUGGAGCGCUCUGCUCACAAACAGUUCUUUUCGGCGGUUGGCCGUCGAUCUUCUACAUUUCGGCGAUCGCUGGCGCUUUAUUUAUCAUCAUCUACACGCUAAUUGGUGCUGACAAGCCUUCGAAGCAGUCAUGCAUUUCGGAAGCUGAACUCAAAUUCAUCACUGCCGCCAAUUGGGUUGAGGAUUGCGGUCAGAAACGCAUCGAGCGUCAGAUCCCCUGGCGCAAGAUCUUCACUUCUGGGCCUGUUUGGUCGGCGGUGAUCGCAAUCGUUUGCCACGAGUUUCCGCUCAUGACGAUGAUCAUGUUCUUGCCGAGUUACCUCCACGACGUGCACGAGUACUCGGCCGCGCAAAACGGAAUCCUCUCCGCGUUGCCGACGCUCUCAUUAUGGUUGGCAAAGCUCGGAUCAAGCUACGCGAACACAUGGCUUCAAACGAACACCAACUGGCAUAAGAGCAAGAUUUGCAAGGUGCUGAACCUGGUCGGCUCUCUGGGUUUGGGCAUUUUCCUCUACGCGACUACACUUCUCGACAAGCGCUAUGCAUGGCUGGCCGUGCUUUUUCUCUGCUUAUCGAUGGCGUCAGCUGGUUUACACACUCCCGGCUGUAUCGUGGCCUUGGUUUCGGUGGCGCCAGCUUACUCUGGCGUUGUCACCGGUUUUGCUUUCUUCUUCGUCGCUGUGUCCGGGAUGUUCAACCCGAUUCUGACAAAAUGGAUUACACAGGAGGGUACUUCCGAGCAGUGGAAUCUCGUCUUCUACAUCUCGACGGUGAUUGCUUUGUUGCCGUGUGUGACGUUCACAAUUUUUGGAUCGGCUAAAGUUCAACCCUGGGCUACGAUGCAUAAAAAUUCGGCUUCUUCAGCUAAAAAUAUCGAAUCAAAAUCAAAGCUAGAUGAUGUCGAU
Mesorhabditis belari is the source of this 1500-nucleotide messenger RNA. The record is from the annotation of a GenBank genome assembly. NCBI's taxonomy places the organism in Eukaryota, Metazoa, Nematoda, Chromadorea, Rhabditida, Rhabditidae.